Molecule: messenger RNA, 3033 nt
Organism: Saccoglossus kowalevskii
Lineage: Eukaryota; Metazoa; Hemichordata; Enteropneusta; Harrimaniidae
Product: kinase D-interacting substrate of 220 kDa-like
Molecular function (GO): protein kinase regulator activity; PDZ domain binding
Source: RefSeq, a predicted model, not a curated record
AUGUCUUUGCUUGAAGCAAUGUUCACGUCAUUAAAACAUAUGGCAUUACUGGUACAGACUUUAUUUGGUUAUAUUAAUGAUGGAGACUUAUCAGCCGUUGCACAUCUCCUGGAAAAACAGGCUUCGGUAGAUGAACGAGACGAGAAUGGCCAAACUGCUUUGCUGUUUGCUGCCGAUAGAGGGCAGUCAUCUAUUGUUGAUGAACUCCUUCGUAGAGGUGCAGAAGUGGAUUCUCAGGAUGAGGAUCAGUGGACAGCUUUAUUAUGUGCAUCAAGACAAGGUUAUGAUCAGAUCGUUAAAAAACUACUAGACGCUGGUGCUGAUAUUGAACAUCAAGAUAUGGGUGAAUGGACUGCCUUGAUGUGGGCAUGUUAUAAAGGUCGUACAGCAACAGUCAAGCUGUUGCUAGAAAAGGAUGCAAAUCCGAAUAUCCAGGUUCAGCAUGGUGUCAUGCCUAUCAUAUGGGCUGCAGGGCGUGGUCAUUGGGAGAUCGUAGAAUUGUUGUUGGAGUAUGGUGCCAAGGUAGAUUCUACUGACAGGCAUGGCACUACAUCUUUAGUAUGGGCUGCCAGGAAAGGUCAUUUACGAUGCGUACAAAUCCUAUUAGAUGCCAAUGCUAAUGUAGAUGUAACUGGGAUGAGAUCAUGGACCCCACUGAUUGCAGCCACUAAAGGCGGUCACUUCAAUUGUGUGCAGGAAAUAAUCUCCAAAUCACCUAAUUGUAAUGCCCUGGAUGUGGAUGGACAUACUGCACUGAGUAUUGCAGCCAAAGAAGGCCACACUGAUAUUGUAUGUGUAUUACUAGAUUCCGGAGCAUAUGUUAACUUACAAGAUAGGAACUCUGAUUCCAUUCUGAUCAGUGCAGUAAAAGGCGAACAUGUUGAAGUUGUCAAGUUACUUAUUGAAAAAUUUGUUGACGUAGAUGUUGUAGGAGCUGAUAGAAAGACAGCAUUACAUUGGGCUGUUGAGAAAGGAAAUGUUGAAAUUGUGGAAGCUUUAUUGGAAUGUGCACCUAACACUGAAACAUAUAGCAAGAGUCAUGAAACUCCAUUGAUUAAAGCCUCUCGAAUUCGAAAUACUAAAAUUGUAAGAUUGUUAUUAGAUAAUGGUGCCAAGGUGUCUGCCACAGACAAGAAAGGAGAUACAGCAUUACAUAUCGCAAUUCGUGGAAGGCACAAAGCUAUUGCAGAAUUACUUCUAAGAAACCCCAAAGAUGGUCGCCUUUUAUACAGACCUAACAGAGCUGGAGAAACACCAUAUAAUUUAGACUGCUCAAAUCAGAAGAGUAUACUAACACAGAUAUUUGGAGCAAAGAGUUUUACAAUCCAUGAUAAUGACCAGAGUAUGUUGAGUGAUCUUUACAGCAGCUCAUUGGCCGACAUCCUGAGUGAACCUACGAUGGCUCCACCAAUCACUGUAGGGCUGUUUGCUAGGUGGGGCAGUGGCAAGUCUUUCUUGUUGAAAAAACUUCAAGAUGAAAUGAAAUUAUUUGCUGAACAAGACCUAAUGCCAGUGUAUUCAUUUUCUGCACUGUCUGUGAUAUUAGUUUUCAUCAUUGGUAUCACGCUAGGGUUGAUACUAGGAUUCACUGUCAACUAUAUUGUUGGGCUUAUAUUGGGUAUUAGUGUCACAGUGCUUCUCAUUAUAUUUCUUAAUAUAAACGAUCUCAAUUAUCUAUUUUAUCAUGUCGACUUUCUUUUAGUCAUUGUACAUUUUGUAUCAAAGAUGAAAAGAUGGGUCCCUCUGAGUAUAGCUAUGGCAAGACAUCUUGGUUAUUUACAGUUACUGCUCAAAGUGUGUUUUUGCAAUCCUCCAAAACUGCCACCGCAGACUAGUCAAGCUCUGCCUAUCAGGUUUCUAUUCACUGACUAUAAGCGAUUAACCAGAGUUGGAGGAGAGACAUCAUUGGCAAGGAUGAUUGGCACUUUGUGUGAUGUAGCUGAGAUGCAAUUUGGUUUCCUAGUAACCAGGCUAUACAGGGUCUUUAAGACAAAAGCUGAUCACACUUUCCAUGAUGGAUAUUUUCGGCGUUUAUGCUGCAUACCGAUAUUUCUGAUUGUACUGGUUGUGGUGAGUUGUAUAAUAAUGGGUUUAGUGCUGCUCGCUGCCAACAAUGGUGUGCCUGAUAACAAAGUCAUACAGGGAAUCCUUAUUUCAUUACUCGUCAUCAUCUGCAUCGCCACGCUGACCAACAUCAAGACUCUGUCCAAAAUCGUAUACUCGCUCAUUCAGUCCCAGAGGAAACGUGUCUUGAAAGCUGCAAAAAACUUGGACAGCCUCAAACAGGAAGGUUUCAUGCGUAUCUUGAAACAAGAAGUGGAGUUAAUGGCUGAGAUGGUGAAGUGUAUUGAUGCGUUUUCAAAGACUCAGACACGCUUGGUUGUAAUUGUGGAUGGGCUUGACAGCUGUGAACAGGAGAAGGUGCUGCAGGUGUUAGAUACUGUUCACGUCCUCUUCUCUUGGCACCAAAGCCCUUUCAUUACCGUCCUCGCUAUCGAUCCACACAUCAUCAUCAAAGCAAUUGAAUUAAACUUUGAUAAAGUCUUUAGGGAUGCAGACAUCAAUGGACAUGAUUACUUGAAAAACGUUGUACAACUGCCAUUUUACAUGGAAGGUGGGUUUCAAAAAAUGCACACGUACGAGUAUAGUGAAGACUACACUGAUGGUGAUGAACCAAAACGUGUUGUUGGUAACCACAUUGUUGACUUGCCUUCAGCUGAAAUUUCUCCACACAGGAAGACAUCAAGACAAUCCUCACACCAGUCAUUAAAUCAUCGUCUUUCACCAGUGUCAGAGACUGCAAGGAAACUAUUAAAAGAACGUACUUUCAGUCGACAACUCUCCACUAUGUUUGACCUGACUAAAUUACUUUCUAAGAGCGAUCAGUUUGGUGGGUUAAAUCCUAGGAGUAUGAGGAGGUUGUUAAAUAUUGUUUCAAUUACAGUACUCGGUUUCUACCAUGUUGAAAAUCUUUCUUGUUUUCUUGGUUUGGUGCACAGGUCGUCUUUUAAGAGCUCGUACAAUAGAGUUUAA